ACAGGAUUCGGUUGCAACCCUUGGUUUUUGUUUUUAUUUUUCUUCAGUCACCAAAAAAAAAUCACGUGCAGGAUAUUUACAGUGUAGGUUUUAAAAUCAGAACAUAAACUGACUCGAUGGUCAAAAUAAAGAAGAUAAACAAAAAUGCACAGGAUUUCUAAAAUCCCGAAAAAUGAUCAAUGCAAAAAUCAAAACUAAAGUUAGCUGGGAACAGCAAUAACAAAAUGGCAAUAAUAACUUGCAAAGCAAAAAUUCUCAUACACUGAGAAAAAGAAGCCUACCCUUCACAGGUGCUACCAGAGCCAUGGCCUCCUGAAGAAUGAAGAGAGAACCAUUUUAAAGAGCCUAGGCGCUCGCGCCCCCAAGUGGACCAUACCACUUUAACCAUAAGUAAAGGGGGGAAAAUACACUCAUCAACAUAAAUGCUCAAAAUACAGUAAUGCAACAUAAUUGGCUAACUCAAAGCACAUAUACUGAAACCGGAAAUAAAAAUACAUAAACUGAAAGCGAAAUGAAAACAUAAACAUAUGUUAAAGGCAAAAUAAUAACAAACGGAAUAAACCAAAGACAAUGCACGCGCGGUGCUCGGCACCGCGAACGCGCCCCGGCAGGAAGAGACAGUUUAAAAAUGUCACGUCGCCGGUGCGUACUCUUUUAGGCGAGCGAGAUGCUGCUGCUGCGCCGCAGACUCCUGUAUACACCUCUGUUUCUGACAGCAGCCAUACUCAGAGAGUCACGGGCCAGCAGAAGAAUGGUGCAUGCGUCUGCGAUGUGAGAAGCCUUGCCUGGACAUUUCCAGCCAUAAAAUAUGAGAACGUGUCUGGCCUGGUGGAGGACUGUGGGCAUGCUCUUGAAACCCUCCAGACACAGGUUGAGGAAACGAAGGCCACCAUGCCAAAUCUUCUGGCCACUGUUGAGAAUGUGACGCGUCGCUUGGGGCCCUUCCAGUACCUGAACUCCAACGGCCUGUACAACGCCCUGCACCUGAAGCAGCUGGGGGACGAGCUGCAGGACCUGCAGGAGAUCAUCGGUGUCGCCCAUAAUGACAACCCCUCGAAAGAGACACGGCAGCUCACCACAGACAUUGCUGACGCUAAAGAGAAAAUAGAGAAAAUGUACAAAGACAAUGUCUUCAAUCUUGAGACGGUAAAAGAAAAUCUACGCAGACUGAACAACCGAGUACAAAGUUGUCGCACUAUCUCAUCGGAAUUCAGAAGCACCUGUAGCCAGCGCCUGAUGACCAACAUCAGCUCCCCGGUGGUGACCAAGCUGAGUUCCUAUGGGAAGUCUUACAUAUCAGGGGCAUGGGGCCGUGAGGCCGACCCGGACAGUGAGGAGCGCUACUGGGUACAACCCCUCACCAGCGGACACAGGUCUGGAAACAUCAUCAGGCUCUACAGCUCCUUCAGCGACUUCAUGGCCGUCAAGGACCCCAAGGACGAGCCGGUGGCGCCCUCCAACACCCACACCAACGCCAUCCAGGGCCCGAGCACCGUGCUGUACGGCGAGGCCGUGUUCUACGAGUGCUACAACACGGGCGAGCUGUGCCGCUAUGACCUCAACACCAAGGCCACGCUACGCAAGACGCUGCCCAACGCUGGCUUCAACAACAAGUUCCCCUUCUGCUACUACACGUGCCGCGAUUGGUCAGACAUGACGCUGUCGGCCGACGAGCAAGGCCUCUGGGUGAUCUACUCCACCCUCGGUGACCACGGCAACCUGGUGGUGAGCCGGCUGGACGCGGAGUCGCUCAACGUCACGCACACCUGGAAGACGCACCUGUUCAAGAAGUCGGCCACCAGCGCCUUCAUGGUGUGCGGUGUGCUGUACGCCACGCGCUACGUGGACACCUACCGGGAGGAGGUGUUCUACGCCUUCGACACGGCCACGGGGCACGAGGACAACUCGCUGGCGCUGCCCCUGGAGAAGGUGGCAGCAGGAGUGGCCAACCUGCAGUACAACCCUGUGGACAGGCGGCUCUACAUGUACAACGACGGAUACCUCCUAGCCUACCAGGCCAUGUUUUAGAUAGAAGUGCUUAAAAAACUUGUGUUUCAAGGUUUCAAACGUUUCUUUAGCUUGGUGAAAUGUGUGCAAAACAGGUAUGAAUAACAUGAAUGUUGUAAAGCAAUGAUGUGUUAUAGUUAUAGUAGUUGAAGUGUAACAUUUUCUUUUUCAUUUUUGAAAAAAAGUAUGAAUGGCAUGAACAUGCAAUAUGGAAAUGACAGUGUCUUUGAUAAAAUGAUUAGUUGUGGACAGGACUGGGCUGGGCUGGGCUGGGACCAAAAAAGGCCCCGGGUAUUUUUGUGCACCCCCUCUAAAUUGUGGAGCAGUCUCUACAGGAAGAAAAUAAAAAGCCAACCGUAUCAGUCCCUGAGGACCUUACACCCACCAGGAAAUGCCUGGUGUGCCAGAUUACCAGUCCAGGCCUGGUUUUGGGUGAACACUGUGUUUGUGCGCGCUAUAAUGACUAUGUUCUUUUAUUUACGCCAAGUGUGUGUCAAUAAAACAAGUUAACAUUCAAGA
This is a messenger RNA of Engraulis encrasicolus (European anchovy), 2526 nucleotides long. RefSeq names its product olfactomedin-4. NCBI's taxonomy places the organism in Eukaryota, Metazoa, Chordata, Actinopteri, Clupeiformes, Engraulidae. Gene Ontology annotation, biological process: signal transduction. The record is from RefSeq and is a predicted model, not a curated record. The coding region runs from base 571 to 2028 and encodes 485 amino acids. The transcript is spliced from 6 exons.